Molecule: messenger RNA, 141 nt
Organism: Haemonchus placei
Lineage: Eukaryota; Metazoa; Nematoda; Chromadorea; Rhabditida; Trichostrongylidae
Source: the annotation of a GenBank genome assembly
AUGCCUAGUACAUGUGUGCGAAGCGUUUCGCCGAGGAACACCCUGCCCAGACCCACUCCGAAGCGACGUCCACUGAAGAGACCAACUGUGACGCCAGCGCGACGGCGUGAUCCGCACUGUGAGUUUCCAAAGUAUUUGUAA